AUGGCCAGAGCCUUGUGUCCACUGCAAGCUCUCUGGCUUCUGGAGUGGGUGCUGCGGCUCUUGGGACCUUGUGCUGCCCCUCCAGCCUGGGCCUUGAACCUGGACCCAGUGCAGCUCACCUUCUAUGCAGGCCCCAAUGGCAGCCACUUUGGAUUUUCACUGGACUUCCACAAGGACAGCCAUGGGAGAGUGGCCAUCGUGGUGGGCGCCCCGCGGACCCUGGGCCCCAGCCAGGAGGAGACGGGCGGAGUGUUCCUGUGCCCCUGGAGGGCCGAGGGCGGCCAGUGCCCCUCGCUGCUCUUUGACCUCCGUGAUGAGACCCGAAAUGUAGGUUCCCAAACUUUACAAACCUUCAAGGCCCGUCAAGGACUGGGGGCGUCGGUCGUCAGCUGGAGCGACAUCAUUGUGGCCUGCGCCCCCUGGCAGCACUGGAACGUCCUAGAAAAGACUGAGGAGGCUGAGAAGACGCCCGUAGGCAGCUGCUUUUUGGCUCAGCCGGAGAGCGGCCGCCGCGCCGAGUACUCCCCCUGUCGCGGGAACACCCUGAGCCGCAUUUACAAGGAAAAUAAUUUUGGCUUGGACAAGCGUUACUGUGAAGCGGGCUUCAGCUCCGUGGUCACUCAGGCCGGAGAGCUGGUGCUUGGGGCUCCUGGCGGCUAUUAUUUCUUAGGUCUCCUGGCCCAGGCUCCAAUUGCGGAUAUUUUCUCGAGUUACCGCCCAGGCAUCCUUUUGUGGCACGUGCCCUCCCAGAGCCUCUCCUUUGACUCCAGCACCCCAGAGUACUUCGACGGCUACUGGGGGUACUCGGUGGCCGUGGGCGAGUUCGACGGGGAUCUCAACACUACAGAGUAUGUCGUCGGUGCCCCCACUCGGAGCGGGACCCUGGGAGCGGUGGAAAUUUUGGACUCCUACUACCAGAGGCUGCACCGGCUGCGCGGAGAGCAGAUGGCGUCGUAUUUUGGGCAUUCAGUGGCUGUCACUGAUGUCAACGGGGAUGGGAGGCAUGAUCUGCUGGUGGGCGCUCCACUGUAUAUGGAGAGCCGGGCAGACCGAAAACUGGCCGAAGUGGGGCGUGUGUAUUUGUUCCUGCAGCCGCGAGGCCCCCACGCGCUGGGUGCCCCCAGCCUCCUGCUGACUGGCACACAGCUCUAUGGGCGAUUCGGCUCUGCCAUCGCACCCCUGGGCGACCUCAACAGGGAUGGCUACAAUGACGUUGCAGUGGCUGCCCCCUACGGGGGUCCCAGUGGCGGGGGCCAAGUGCUGGUGUUCCUGGGUCAGAGUGAGGGGCUGAGCUCACGUCCCUCCCAGGUCCUGGACAGCCCCUUCCCCACAGGCUCUGCCUUUGGCUUCUCCCUUCGAGGUGCCGUAGACAUCGAUGACAACGGAUACCCAGACCUGCUCGUGGGAGCUUACGGGGCCAACCAGGUGGCUGUGUACAGAGCUCAGCCAGUGGUGAAGGCCUCUGUCCAGCUACUGGUGCAAGAUUCACUGAAUCCUGCUGUGAAGAGCUGUGUCCUACCCCAGACCAAGACACCCGUGAGCUGCUUCAACAUCCAGAUGUGUGUUGGAGCCACUGGGCACAACAUUCCUCAGAAGCUAUCCCUAAAUGCCGAGCUGCAGCUGGACCGGCAGAAGCCCCGCCAGGGCCGGCGGGUGCUGCUGCUGGGCUCUCAACAGGCAGGCACCACCCUGAACCUGGAUCUGGGCGGAAAGCACAGCCCCAUCUGCCACACCACCAUGGCCUUCCUUCGAGAUGAGGCAGACUUCCGGGACAAGCUGAGCCCCAUUGUGCUCAGCCUCAAUGUGUCCCUACCGCCCACGGAGGCUGGAAUGGCCCCUGCUGUCGUGCUGCAUGGAGACACCCAUGUGCAGGAGCAGACACGAAUCGUCCUGGACUGCGGGGAAGAUGACGUGUGUGUGCCCCAGCUUCAGCUCACUGCCAGCGUGACGGGCUCCCCGCUCCUAGUUGGGGCAGAUAAUGUCCUGGAGCUGCAGAUGGACACAGCCAACGAGGGCGAGGGGGCCUAUGAAGCAGAGCUGGCAGUGCACCUGCCCCAGGGCGCCCACUACAUGUGGGCCCUAAGCAACGUUGAGGGCUUUGAGAGACUCAUCUGUAAUCAGAAGAAGGAGAAUGAGACCACCAGGGUGGUGCUGUGUGAGCUGGGCAACCCCAUGAAGAAGAACACCCAGAUAGGAAUCACGAUGUUGGUGAGCGUGGGGAAUCUGGAAGAGGCUGGGGAGUCUGUGUCCUUCCAGCUGCAGAUACGGAGCAAGAACAGCCAGAAUCCAAACAGCAAGAUUGUGCUGCUGGACGUGCCGGUCCGGGCGGAGGCCCAAGUGGAGCUGCGAGGGAACUCCUUUCCAGCCUCCCUGGUGGUGGCGGCAGAAGAAGGUGAGAGGGAGCAGAACAGCUUGGACAGCUGGGGACCCAAAGUGGAGCACACCUAUGAGCUCCACAACAAUGGCCCUGGGACUGUGAAUGGCCUUCACCUCAGCAUCCACCUCCCCGGGCAGUCCCAGCCCUCCGACCUGCUCUACAUCCUGGAUAUACAGCCCCAGGGGGGCCUUCAGUGCUUCCCACAGCCUCCUGUCAACCCCCUCAAGGUGGACUGGGGGCUGCCCACCCCCAGCCCCUCUCCCAUUCACCGGGCCCAUCACAAGCGGGAUCGCAGACAGAUCUUCCUGCCAGAGCCCGAGCAGCCCUCGAGGCUUCAGGAUCCAGUUCUCGUAAGCUGCGACUCGGCGCCCUGUACUGUGGUGCAGUGUGACCUGCAGGAGAUGGCGCGCGGGCAGCGGGCCAUGGUCACGGUGUUGGCCUUCCUGUGGCUGCCCAGCCUCUACCAGAGGCCACUGGAUCAGUUUGUGCUGCAGUCGCAUGCAUGGUUCAACGUGUCCUCCCUCCCCUAUGCGGUGCCCCAGCUCAGCCUGCCCCGAGGGGAAGCUCAGGUGCGGACACAGCUGCUCCGGGCCUUGGAGGAGAGGGCCAUUCCAAUCUGGUGGGUGCUGGUGGGUGUGCUGGGUGGCCUGCUGCUGCUCACCAUCCUGGUCCUGGCCAUGUGGAAGGUUGGCUUCUUCAAGCGGAACCGGCCACCCCUGGAAGAAGAUGAUGAAGAGGGGGAGUGAUGGUGCAGCCUACACUAUUCUAGCAGGAGGGUCGGGCGUGCUACCUGCAUCACCCCUUCUCCAACGAGGUGCCUCCAAGCUUUGGGUUGGAGCUGUUCCAUGGGGUCCUCUUGGUGUCGUUUCCCUCCCAACAGAGCUGGGCCACCCCCUCCUGCUGCCUAAUAAAGAGACUGAGCCCUGA
Messenger RNA from Nomascus leucogenys (northern white-cheeked gibbon), 3304 nucleotides. It is a transcript of the gene ITGA2B, whose product is annotated as integrin subunit alpha 2b. Gene Ontology annotation, biological process: integrin-mediated signaling pathway; cell-matrix adhesion; cell adhesion mediated by integrin. Gene Ontology annotation, cellular component: external side of plasma membrane; integrin complex. Gene Ontology annotation, molecular function: integrin binding. Lineage: Eukaryota; Metazoa; Chordata; Mammalia; Primates; Hylobatidae. The record is from RefSeq and is a predicted model, not a curated record.